Molecule: messenger RNA, 447 nt
Organism: Dioszegia hungarica
Lineage: Eukaryota; Fungi; Basidiomycota; Tremellomycetes; Tremellales; Bulleribasidiaceae
Product: ribosomal protein L14b/L23e
Exons: 4
Coding region: 1-447 (148 amino acids)
Biological process (GO): translation
Cellular component (GO): ribosome; mitochondrial large ribosomal subunit
Molecular function (GO): structural constituent of ribosome; large ribosomal subunit rRNA binding
Source: RefSeq, a predicted model, not a curated record
AUGAUCGGCCUCAAGGGUAGACUGAACGUCAUUGACAAUUCUGGCGCACUCAUCGCCGAGUGCAUCAACGUCUUGAAAGUAAAGACCAAGAAAAAGUCGACCGGAUUCGCUACUGUCGGCGAUGAGAUCGUAUGCGUUAUAAAUAAGGCGAGACCGGCACUACGGGCAGAAUCUAUCGGUCCUACCACAGGAAAUAUCCAGAAAGUUAGAAGAGGGGAUAUCAGGCGGGCAGUAGUGGUCCGGACGCGGAAAUCGGAAUUACGGCCAGAUGGGCGAUAUGUCAACUUUGACGACUCGGCGUGUGUGCUGCUGAACCCCAAAGGGGAGAUGAUUGGGACACGGGUGAACGGGAUUGUUUCGAGUGCGCUGAGAGAUCUGCCGGGAGGUGCAGGCGGGCCGGGUGGGAGAUGGAGCAAGGUUUUGGCUUUGGCGACCAAGGUGGUAUGA